Molecule: messenger RNA, 8199 nt
Organism: Oncorhynchus keta (chum salmon)
Lineage: Eukaryota; Metazoa; Chordata; Actinopteri; Salmoniformes; Salmonidae
Product: leucine-rich repeat-containing protein 24-like
Exons: 11
Coding region: 3123-4856 (577 amino acids)
Molecular function (GO): protein binding
Source: RefSeq, a predicted model, not a curated record
CAGAGAAUUACAUUGAUAGAAGUCACAACCUAUCUGCAAUAUUAAGCUGAUCUACCACCUAAAAUAUAUAUUUUUUAAAUAAUCUGGUCAGACAAGAUUAAUGAUAGGAAUGCAGUCAUACCUCCAUUUCCUUACCAUGCAGGGAGGAGGAGCUCUACCUAAACAGGAUAAACAGGACAUGAGAGUAGAUAACUCCAAAAGACUUCACUGACAUUAACCUUAAAGGUUUAGAAGAAGACAGACAGAAUAAUUGGCACUUAUCAGAAUGGGUUGUUACACUGCACUCAUUGCUCUUCUGUUUAUCCUUCACACGGUAAAUGGACAGACUACUACAGCAACUCCACCAUCGAUCACUACUGAUCCACCAUUGAGCUCAGCAGCCCCACAGUCAAGUGGGACUCCUGUCCAACUGUCAAGCUCAACAGCCACUUCAUCCUCAACAACUUCACCAUCAGAUACAACAGCUUCAUCAGUUGGUAUAACACCCUCGUCAACAGAUGUAAAACCCUCACUGGUUCGUGCCCCAUCUCAAGUGUCAAACACAGACAAUCGUACAUCUAUUGCAACAACUAAAGCAUCAAGUUUGACGCGUCAACGUCCAAAUGCAACAGCUCUGCCAUCAAAUGUAACAACUCCAUCUACCAAUACAAGCUCUCAGAGUGCAUGGACAACUCUGGCCACUAUAGGCGGGUCAUUGAAUACCACUCAAUAUCACUUUGACAAUUUGUCGACACCAUUUCCUAAGAUUAAUGGAACUAGCCCAGUUCCUCUGGUGGCUUCAUUCUCAAGGAGAUGUUCUUCAAAUCCACCUCUGUGUUGUCUUGGACUCAACAAUUCCUGUUUCAGAGGGUGCUUCUGUGAUGUGGCCUGUAUAAGGUCGAAAGAUUGCUGCCCAGACUUCCAGACUACUUGUGUGACAGGUGUGCAGAUUGGAUCAGCCACGGUGUCCUCAGUCUCCAACGCAACCAAUGCAACCAACGCAACCAACGCAACCAAUGCAACCAACGCAACCAACGCAACCAAUGCAACCAACGCAACCAACGCAACCAACACAAUCAAUGCAACCAACACAACCAAUGCAACCAACGCAACCAAUUCCACUUCCACAUCAUUCCCAGUGUUCUCAUUUCCAGGAAAUUGUUCUGCACGGCCGGCCUUGUGCUGUAAAGGCGCCAACGUGAACUGCUUCAGAGGGUGCUUCUGUGACGAGGUUUGUCAGACUCUAAAUGACUGCUGUCCUGACUAUGCAGAUACCUGCACAAAAGACAUUCAGAAGGUGAUUGGUAGUGGAACUAUAUCCAUUCUUGCUCCACCCAAUUCAACUGAUGCGUCUCUUGAAGUGUCUAUUCAGAAUGCUGCAUUACAGCUGCAGACCUAUCUCAAGACAACAUACACUGAAAUCAGCUCCUUCAGAAUCAUCAAACUUAAGAAGACCGGAAAGACUUAAUUUGUAAAUCUGCUCAAACACAUCAAAAAUAUGUGAUUGCAUUUUAGAUUAGAUUGAAUUUUUCUUUCUCUUUGUGUGAUGAAACUAAACAUAAUUGAUUAUAUUACAACGUAAAGCACUUGUAAUAGAUACUUCUAAUGUAUAUCUGGCUUGAUGGGUACUAUGUGGGAGAACAAUAAUAUGUGAAUUGUAUUGGUCACAUACACAUAUUUAGCAGAUGUUAUUGUGGGUAUAAUGAAAUGCUUGUGUACAGAGAAAUGCUUUGCACGGCUGUCUGUGGAUGAGAUAUGUCUUUAAUGUAAUUUCUCAAAUAAAUUGUCACACUUAUUGGACUAAACAUUCAACAUGAAAGGAAUCAUACAAUACUGUUCCUUCCUGAACAAGCAGGAAGUUGCCAGUAGAGGUCAUAGUAACACAGUUUUCCAUUGCAUGAUGCUUUCCUUGCCAUUCUCCUGUAUAGAGUAAACCACAUUUCUUGAUCUGGGUAGCUUCUUCGGUUUUACCAGCAGGGGUCCCCAGUUCCCACUAUACAGUAGUGGACAUUUUUAAUAUGCCUAGAAAUGGCUUCUCAUCUCAAUAUCCUGAAACUCUAGGACACCACCAAUGUCUGAAUGUUAAUGUUACAAUUCGAUAACUCAGACAGUUCAAUUAUUAAUUUGCCUUUGUAUCCAGGGAUAUUUAUGUUGUGUUUGUCUCCACUGACAGUCUCUGUCACAUUUGCCCAGUCGGCCUAUAUUGACACAAACCUAAUGCAAUUCAACUGGUUAAUUUCAUUGAUCACAUUACCCACUCAUUGUAUUUGUCUCUCAUGAAGGAAUGUAAGGAUCUAGUCAUGUAUCAUCACCUACUAUCCUAAACCACAAUGGUUACAAUCUUCCUGCUCCUUAAAACAGAUGAGAUAAUACUAUUGUUAUUGUAGUGCAAUAAUGCGGAUAAUGCUUUUUGUGACGAAGACAUAGACCGUUAAUGUUGCCAUAAUGAAAGAAAGACAGGACUACCGGAAAAGGUGUGUGACGGAGACUCUUGCGCUCUGUCGCGUGUGUGAUGGAGAGCAAAUUAGAUAGAAAGUGGUAUCUAAGAUAUUUAGUUGGUAGGAACAUCGGGGAAUAGAUCAGAUAUAACAAAAGUCAAGAAGUCAACAAAGCAAGUGUAUUAACAAUUCAACUGUAGAGCUAUUAUGUGAUCGUGCAUUUGAGAGCUGAUGAAGGGAGGGGCUAGAGACCAGGAACGUACUGAAUUGGAUGACACCGUGCGGGCGCAAGAAUAACAUAUAAUGGAAUUAAAGGAAAGGGAGAUAUUCUGAUUAAUCAAAAUUGUUUUUUCUUUUUUGGAAUACAAAUCUGUCGGCUUGAAGCUUUUAAUUUCGAGAUUGGACAUAUACUUUCGCCUGCACGUAUCGGACAUUUUACUAUGAUGCGGGGCCCUCGCUGUGCAAUGAUAAAGGCUCGACAGUCGCCUUUGACAAUCUGUUCAAAACGUCUGAUGUGUCUUUUGCCGAGGAGAUCCUGUUAGAAUAUGGCCAAAUCUAUAGGAAGGUGUCGGUGUGCUUCUAAUCGAAAUAACGCACUUUUCGAGGCUGAUCCAUUCGAAAUUGGGCGACUGUAAUUGUAUAGGUCAUCUCUCCAUCCUUGUCUGUCUGCUGGUCUCUCUCUAGGAUCUCUGUCCUAUUGGUGCGAUGGCCUUCUCCUUUCUGUCUUUCCUGAUCUUAUCUGUCCACACCCUCCUAUCCCUUGGCUGCCCAGUGGGAUGUCGCUGCUACAGCUUGACUGUAGAGUGUGGCUCUAUGGGCCUCCGGGACAUCCCCUCACAUGUCCCACCCUCCACACAGACCAUCUUCCUCCAGGACAAUGCUAUCGGGCAGAUCAAUCUAUCUGACCUCUCCCAGCUGGGCCUUCUGCACUGCCUGUAUCUGCAGAACAACAGUAUCGCAGCACUGGAGCCUGGGGCCUUCCAGAGCCAGGGUAAUCUUCUGGAGCUGGCCCUCAAUGGGAACCGCAUCCACCUGAUCACAGGAGACAUGUUCAGGGGCUUGGAGCACCUCCGUAUCCUCUACCUGGCAGGAAAUGACAUCACUCGCCUACAGGACUAUACCUUUAGAGGCCUACUGCGUCUUCAAGAGCUUCACCUACAGCAAAAUAACAUUGAGAUGCUGGGAGACCAGGCUCUAGUUGGUCUGUCCUCUCUUGCCCUCCUUGACCUCAGCCGGAAUAACCUGCACACCAUCGGCCCUGCCACCCUGCGGCCCCUCGUCAGCCUGCAGGUGCUGCGUGUCACAGACAAUCCAUGGCGUUGUGACUGUGCCCUGCACUGGCUGCGCAGCUGGAUUGAUGAGGAGGGCCAGCGCCUGCUGAGCUCGGCCGAGAGACGCUUGGUGUGUUCCGAGCCGCCCCGCCUUUCCCACCUUAGCUUGGUAGAGGUGCCUCUCAACAGCCUGGUGUGUAUCCCCCCUCUGGUGCAGCUGGAGCCACGCCGCCUGGCCGUGCGCCUGGGUGAGAGCCUACGUGUCUCCUGCCAUGCCUCUGGUUACCCCAGGCCACAGGUCACCUGGAGGAAGACGUCCCAGGGCAAGGUGCAACUAUCCCCGCGGGGGCUGGUGCAGGACCUGGGCAGUGUAGGGAGCGUGGGGGCUGAGGAUGCAUCACACCCAGGGCGGGUGAGACUCCAGAAGGAGGAUGGGGAGCGCUUCGAUCCAGACACGGGCAGUGGAAUGCUUUUCCUCAGCAACGUGACGGUGUCUCACGCUGGGGUGUAUGAGUGCGAGGCCUGGAACGCUGGAGGGGUGGCCCGUGUCACCUUUCAGCUAGCAAUCAACUCCUCGUCCUCUUCCGGAUGGUCCCCCGCCUCCUACGCCCCAUCCUGGCCUCGUCUGCGCGCCAAUCGGCCAACAUCAUCAGACGUGAGGAAAGAGCCCCUGUACGCCCUUGGCAGCAUGGCCUUCAGCACGCUGGGAGCUGCUACACAGACUGCCAUCGCCAUAGGGAUCUCCCUACUGGCCCUCACUGCCCUUCUCCUGGUGGCCAUGAUCUACAGCCGGCACCGCCAGCGACAGAAAGACACAGAUGACAAGGAGGAAAGCAUACUGUAUGUCAAUGAUUACUCAGACGGACCAACAACCUUUGCCCAGCUGGAGGAGUACCGCGAUGAGCGCGGGCAUGAGAUGUAUGUUCUUAACCGCGCUAAACCCAUCAUCCCACCUUCCACCACAGCUGAUACCACCACCCUGGGGUACCAACAGCAGGAAGCACUGUCUCCCACAAAGCCCCAGAUGGAGCCCGAUAUACGGACAAUGAGAAGGAUGGCAGGGGAGGGCGUGGAGGCAGAGACGGUGACAGCUGAGUCAGAGGGCUUGUUUCUGAAUCACACAGGGUUGUUCCUCGACUCACAAUUUGCAUAUGAGAUCCACUGCUGAAGGCCCCCAGGAGGACAUUCACUGUGAGCUAGCCCAGAGUGCUUAAUGUCACUUUUCAGAUGGAUGUCCCUCUGGUGAUCAAACCUCUAGACUGCAGAUCAGAUUUGACAAAGAGAGUUCAGAUUAAUCAUAAAUCCUGAUUGCUCUGGUUCCAGAGUGACAAGCUUGAGUAGCAGUGAGAUAUAAAGACAUGCCAGGAGAGGUGCCGCCGUCAACCAAAACCCCCACUGUACUGUACCUUACUGUGAGCUGAAAAAAAUGUGUCUUAUGUCAUGUUGAUUAACUCCAACUUGAAACUAUAGUUACCAUAUUAUGGAGAAACCAUUAGUGGAGUGAGUCACGUGUAGUGGAAAUAACCUUAUUAUGAUUCUACUGUUUUACAUCAACUAAACUGUGUUAGGGGCCUAAAAAGGCACCCUUGGCUGAACGCUGAGAGGUUGAGAAUUUAAUGAGUAAUGUGUAUCGUAAGUCUUUCAUAAAAUACUUCUUUGUGACAGAAUACUGAGCUACCCAGAUCCUCCAUUUUCCAGUCUACAGCCAUUGUCUUCGGUCAGAUGGCGUCAUUCUAACGCAACACACGUCAGUGCAGAUGGCCGUCGUGCUGAUGCAAGACAAUGGUCUACAGCAUAAUAUUCCUUCCAAAGAUUUCAUCAGUCAAACAACGGUAUACAGUCAAACAAGCUCCCUCUCCUUCAGGUCCUGUUCAUUUCAUUAUAGUGCCUUACAAAAGUAUUCAUCCCCCUUGGCGUUUUUUCCUAUUUUGUUGCAUUACAACCUGUAAUUUAAAUGGAUUUUUUAUUUGGAUUUCAUGUAAUGGACAUACACAAAAUAGUCCAAAUUGGUGAAGUGAAAUUAAAAAAAGGACUUAAAAAAUGAAAAAGUGGUGCGUGCACCAGUUGUGGAGAAGUAAUCAUCAGGGUUGGGUUAUAAAAAAGUAUCUGUAUCUUUGAACAUCCCACGGAGCACCAUUAAAUCCAUUAUUUUUAAAAAUUGGAAAGAAUAUGGCACGACAACAAACCUGCCAAGAGAGGGCCGCCCACCAAAACUCAUGGACCAGACAAGGAAGGCAUUAUUCAGAGAGGCAACAAAGAGACCAAAGAUAACCCUGAAGGAGCUGAAAAGCUCCAGAGCGGAGAUCGGAGUAUCUGUCCAUAGGACCACUUUAAGCCGUACACUCCACAGAGCUAUGCUUUACAGAAGAGUGUCCAGAAAAAAACUUAAAGAAAAAAAUAAUCAAACUCGUUUGGUGAUCACCAAAAGGCAUGUGGGAGACUCCCCAAACGUAUGGAAGAAGGUAGUCUGGUCAAAUGUUGUUUUUUGGCCAUCAAGGGAAAUGCUAUGUCUGGCGCAAACCCAACACCUCUCAUCACCCUGAGAACACCAUCCCUCAUCCAUCAUGCUGUGGGGAUGUCUUUCAUCGGCAGGGACUUUGAAACUGGUCAGAAUUUAAUGAUGUUUGCCGCUAAAUACAGGGAAAUUCUUGAGGGAAACCUGUUUCAGUCUUCCAGAGAUUUGAGACUGGGACGGAGGUUCACCGUCCAGCUGGACAAUGACCCUAAGCAUACUGCUAAAGCAACACUUGAGUGGUUUAAGGGAAAACAUUUAAAUGUCUUGGAAUGGCCGAGUCAAAGCCCAGACCUCAAUCCAAUUGAAAAUCUGUGAUAUGACUUAAAUAUUGCGGUACACCAGCGGAACCAAUCCAACAUGAAGCAGCUGGAGUAGGUUUGCCUUGAAGAAUGGACAAAAAUUGUAGCUCCCUCCAGUAACCACGAGCACAACUGUUCCUUGAUUUUAACUGGCGGUUUUAUUCUGUAGUUUUAGUCAGAAUUAUCACCUUCUGUGAGAACUUUAAAGUAAAUGAAAAUACAGUUACAUCAUUCUUACAUCUUUCUUAUCUUAUGAGUAACUUAUUAGCUUAAUAUGACUCUGAAGUGCUUACAUACAUAAAAACAGUUUAGCCAGAGAUAUAACAGUAUCAGGUUAAACACAUGAAUAAAGGAAAAUACCUCAUUGGCUGCUUAUUACAGAAGGGAGGAAAUCCAAAACUUCACACUUCUUAUUCCUGACAUGAAUUCCCGCUUCAUCCUUAAUUAUUAUAAUGUUACCAUCCUAACCUAACAUACACAUUUCAACUGUUACAAACUACACCCGAAGACAUGAAUAACCUAUCUAACACAGCGUGGGAUUGCCUUCACUCCAAAAGUGCCUUGCUACGAUAAUAAUCCUCGUUAUAACAGUUCUUAGCCAUGUAGUUCCGCUUGUCUUACCAUUUCCCCCGCAUAGCCGAACACGUAAACAAUUCAAACAAAAACAACGACAUAGACUCACAGGUUAAUUGUCAGUUACAAAAAUCCCAGUGGCUAGAUGUGCCAAGCUUAUAGAGACAUACCCCAAGAGACUUGCAGCUGUAAUUGCUGCAAAAGGUGGCUCUAAAAAGUAUUGACUUUGGGGGGUGAAUAGUUAUGCACGCUCAAGUCAUUUUUAUUUAUUUUUUGUCUUAUGUCUUGUUUGUUUCACAAUAAAUAAUAUUUUGCAUCAUCUUCAAAGUGGUAGGCAUGUUGUGUAAAUCAAAUGAUACAACCCCCCCCCCCAAAUCUAUUUUAAUUACAGGUUGUAAGGCAACAAAAUAGGAAAACUGCCAAUGGGGGUGAAUACUUUCGCAAGCCACUGUAUAUUGGUGACAAAAUAUAUAUACAACAAAAUGUCAACAUGCAUGAACUGAAGAUGAGGAGAUGUAUUACAUUUGAGGGCAUUAUCAGAAAUCAUUGACCUCCUAUAACUUAAAAUUAAUACUUUUUAAAAUCCAUUCCUGUAGGGCUCAACUUUAUGAUGAAAGUAUUUUUGUCACUUGAACUUCAACAUGUUUUUUAGUUGACAAAACAAGGCCUAAUGUGAUUCAAUGUUGAUUUUUUUUAAGAUAAAGUGUUCAAUAGCUUUUAGCCAACUGUAUUUCCAGAAUGAGGUUAAGUUUAGGAAAAGGGUUAGGGUUAGGCUUAGCUACAAUCCUACAGUUGUCAACAACUGUUGUUCAAGACGCGACCAGUAGAUAGAGCUGUUGGCCAACGCCAUCUUUCAACAACGAUAGAGAUGUUAACAAACCAUCUGUGGCGACAAAUCAUCAGUAUAUCAUAACACUGGACAUAGGUGUGUUUGAGGCGGGAAGAGUGAGAAAAGCCGUGCAAUCUGGUAUUAAAACACUGGAUUGUCCUCCCCUUGUAAAACUGAAUUUCAAGCUCUUCAUUUCAGAUGUUUUUAAUGCAUUUAUUUAAAAAUGUAUAUAUAUUUGUGGUUUAUAUUUAUUGUGUUUUAUUCCUUUUCCAAAUAAAUACAAUUAGGAAAAUGG